UUGGUGGCGCCGCAGAGAAGUCGCUCUUUGAUUGGGCCGCUGUCAGGUGUCGCUGCCGGCAGGUUCGGCUGUGCGAGCGCGGGGAGGCGGGAAUUGACAUUAGCCUCCCAUGAGGAACCGCCUUUCGCAUUUGCUACUGGAGUUAAUGGUGUUUCAUGCUGGCAGAAUCAGGGACAUGCCAACACUAGCGGGAUGAGUGGGUGCUCCGGCGGCGAUGUGGUCAUUGCCGGCCAGUGAGGGCGAGAGUGCCACAGCCCACUUCUUCCUUGGAGCUGGAGAUGAGGGGCUGGGUACCCGUGGAAUAGGCAUGAGGACAGACGAGAGUGACAGCGAGCUCCUUGAGGAUGAAGAGGAUGAAGUGCCUCCUGAACCUCAGAUCAUUGUUGGCAUCUGUGCCAUGACCAAGAAAUCCAAGUCCAAGCCAAUGACCCAAAUCCUAGAACGACUCUGCAGAUUUGACUACCUGACUGUUAUUAUCCUGGGAGAAGAUGUGAUCCUCAAUGAACCUGUGGAAAACUGGCCAUCCUGCCACUGCCUCAUUUCUUUCCACUCCAAAGGCUUUCCUCUGGACAAAGCUGUUGCUUACUCCAAGCUUCGAAACCCCUUUCUUAUCAAUGACCUGGCUAUGCAGUAUUACAUCCAAGAUAGGAGGGAGGUGUACCGGAUCCUGCAGGAGGAAGGUAUUGAUCUGCCUCGAUAUGCUGUGCUCAACCGUGACCCUGCCCGGCCUGAGGAGUGCAGCCUGAUAGAAGGUGAAGACCACGUAGAGGUAAACGGAGCUGUCUUUCCCAAGCCCUUUGUGGAGAAGCCAGUGAGUGCAGAGGACCACAACGUUUACAUCUACUACCCCAGCUCAGCUGGAGGAGGAAGCCAGCGCCUCUUCCGUAAGAUUGGCAGCCGAAGCAGCGUUUACUCUCCUGAGAGCAGCGUCCGAAAGACAGGGUCAUACAUCUAUGAGGAGUUUAUGCCAACAGAUGGCACAGAUGUCAAGGUGUAUACAGUGGGGCCAGAUUAUGCCCAUGCUGAAGCCAGAAAAUCUCCAGCUUUGGAUGGGAAGGUCGAACGAGACAGUGAAGGGAAAGAAAUUCGAUAUCCAGUCAUGCUGACCGCCAUGGAAAAGUUGGUGGCCAGGAAAGUCUGCGUAGCUUUUAAGCAAACAGUUUGUGGUUUUGACCUUCUUCGUGCCAAUGGUCACUCCUUUGUGUGUGACGUCAAUGGCUUCAGUUUUGUCAAGAAUUCGAUGAAAUACUAUGAUGACUGUGCCAAGAUUCUGGGGAACACCAUAAUGCGGGAACUUGCCCCACAGUUCCAGAUCCCAUGGUCCAUCCCCACAGAGGCUGAGGACAUUCCCAUUGUCCCUACCACAUCUGGCACUAUGAUGGAACUUCGUUGUGUCAUUGCAAUUAUCCGUCAUGGGGAUCGUACCCCCAAGCAGAAGAUGAAGAUGGAAGUGACACACCCAAGGUUUUUUAGUCUAUUUGAAAAACAUGGUGGCUACAAGACAGGGAAAUUAAAACUAAAGCGACCCGAGCAGCUACAGGAGGUGCUGGACAUCACACGGUUGCUAUUGGCUGAACUGGAGAAAGAACCGGGUGGUGAGAUCGAGGAGAAGACUGGGAAACUAGAGCAGCUGAAGUCUGUGCUGGAGAUGUAUGGUCACUUCUCAGGCAUCAACCGGAAGGUGCAGUUGACUUACUACCCACAUGGAGUAAAAGCCUCUAAUGAGGGGCACGAUCCACAGCCAGAGGCUCUCGGACCAUCCCUUUUGCUGGUACUGAAGUGGGGUGGAGAACUGACUCCUGCUGGUCGUGUUCAGGCUGAGGAGCUGGGGCGAGCUUUUCGCUGCAUGUACCCUGGAGGACAGGGUGACUAUGCUGGCUUCCCCGGAUGUGGGCUGCUUCGUCUCCAUAGCACUUUCCGCCACGAUCUCAAGAUCUAUGCCUCUGAUGAGGGCCGUGUCCAGAUGACAGCUGCUGCCUUUGCUAAGGGCCUUCUGGCUCUAGAAGGGGAGCUGACGCCCAUUUUGGUACAAAUGGUGAAGAGUGCCAACAUGAAUGGGCUCCUGGACAGUGAUGGUGAUUCCUUGAGCAGCUGCCAGCACCGGGUAAAAGCUCGACUGCACCAUAUUUUGCAGCGGGAUGCACCCUUUGCCCCUGAGGAUUAUGAUCAGCUGGCUCCCACUGGAAGCACUUCCCUACUCAACUCCAUGGCUGUCAUCCAAAAUCCUGUGAAGGUCUGUGAUCAGGUAUUCGCCCUGAUUGAAAACCUCACUCACCAGAUCCAGGAACGGAUGCAGGACCCUAAGUCUGUAGACCUGCAACUCUACCACAGUGAGACUCUAGAGCUAAUGCUACAGCGUUGGAGCAAGCUAGAGCGUGACUUCCGACAGAAGAGUGGGCGCUAUGAUAUCAGUAAGAUCCCUGACAUCUAUGACUGUGUCAAGUAUGAUGUGCAGCACAAUGCGAGUCUGGGACUUCAAGGCACAGCAGAGUUGCUACGUCUCUCUAAGGCACUGGCUGAUGUGGUCAUUCCCCAGGAGUACGGGAUCAGUCGGGAGGAGAAGCUGGAGAUUGCCGUGGGCUUCUGUCUUCCACUGUUGCGGAAGAUACUACUUGACCUGCAGAGAACCCACGAGGAUGAGUCUGUCAACAAGCUGCAUCCCCUGUACUCCCGAGGAGUGCUUUCCCCAGGCCGCCAUGUUCGAACACGUCUCUAUUUCACCAGCGAAAGCCAUGUCCACUCCCUACUCAGUGUCUUCCGUUAUGGGGGACUUCUUGAUGAGACUCAGGAUGCACAAUGGCAGCGAGCUUUGGCUUAUCUCAGUGCCAUCUCAGAGCUCAACUACAUGACCCAGAUUGUCAUCAUGCUGUAUGAGGACAACACACGGGAUCCCUUAUCAGAGGAGCGAUUCCAUGUGGAACUGCACUUCAGCCCUGGAGUGAAAGGUGUUGAGGAAGAAGGCAGUGCCCCAACUGGCUAUGGAUUCCGUCCAGCCUCUUCUGAGAAUGAGGAGAUGAAGACAGACCAAGGCAGCAUGGAGAACCUGUGCCCGGGGAAGGCAUCAGAUGAGCCAGACCGGGCACUGCAGGCUUCACCUCAGCCCCCCGAGGGCCCUGGCCUCCCAAGGAGAUCACCCCUCAUUCGGAACCGCAAAGCUGGCUCCAUGGAGGUCAUGAACAUGCAGUGCACGGGGAUCCUGGACCUGAUUCCCUUGCGGGGACGGCGCCGUCGGAGGUCAGGAGACCUCCCCCGGCCUUCCCCAGCCAUCGGCCUACAGCCCCGGGCUGUGUCCACCACUCACCUGGCAUCCUGCACACAGGUGCUUUCUGAGACUUCAUCCUCUAGGCCUGGUGGCUACCGGCUCUUUUCAUCUUCACGGCCACCAACGGAGAUGAAACAGAGUGGCCUAGGCUCACAGUGCACAGGGCUGUUCAGCACCACAGUGCUGGGUGGCUCCUCCAGCGCCCCGAAUCUUCAGGACUACGCCCGCAGCCAUGGCAAAAAGCUACCACCUGCCAGUCUGAAGCAUCGAGAUGAGUUCUUGUUUGUCCCGGCCGUAAAACGAUUUUCUGUGUCAUUUGCAAAGCAUCCGACUAACGAGCUGCUGGAUGACCAGCACCCUGUGGUCCGGUUGCUGCGCAGUUUUUCCUCUGACUGCCCAGGGGGCCGGCCAGUCUCCUUGGAUGCCACGCUGGCGCAUCACCUGCACCAGUGCUCCUACCACCUGCGCCUCUUCCGGAACUGGCUGCGCUCAGGCCAGGAUGACCCCGAGUGCCUCUACGGAUUUGAAGGAUGCUCCAUGGUGCCUACCAUCUACCCCCUGGAAACACUGCAUAAUGCCCUUUCCCUGCGUCAAGUGAGUGAAUUCUUGAGUAAUGUCUGCCAGCGCCACACUGAUGCUCAAGCACAGGUAUCUGCAGCCCUCUUUGACUCUAUGCACAGCAACCAGGCCUCAGAUAUCCCGUUUUCCCCACCCCGCACUCUUCAUUCACCUACUUUACAACUCCGGCAGCGCUCUGAGAAGCCCCCUUGGUACAGCAGUGGCCCUUCCAGCACUGUGUCCAGUGCUGGGCCUUCCUCCCCUACUGCAGUGGAAGGUAACUGUCAUUUUGGCUUCAGUGAUCAACCCUCAUUACGUUCACUUGUGAGUGAAGAACGUCAAGGCUUUGGGCUGCUCCAGGAGACCCCUGGGAAUGGAGCACAAGAGCUCCCCAUAGAAGAGGAGCAAGUGUCUUUUGAACCAAACCAGUCUCUACAGGAACCACCUGUGGAAACCAGCCAGCCAUGGCAGGAGGUUGCUGAGAAGGUCCACCAGACAUGCCAGCAGGUCCCUGUCAUUAGCCAGCCACGCCAGGACAUUCCUGAAGAGGCCAGCCGGCCAUGCCAGAAGGUCCCUGACAGCAGCCAGCCAUGCAAGGAGACCCAUGAUGAUGUUAACCAGACUCUCCAGGAGGUCCCUCAGAUCAGCCAGCCGCACCAGAAAGCCAGCCAUCUAUGUCAGAAAGUCUCUGAGGAAACUUGCCAGCUUUACCAGGAGAUCCCUGAGGAGCUCAGCCAACCAUGCCAGGAGUUCUCUGUGGAGGUUGGCAGACUGGCCCAAGAGGCUUCUGCAAUCAAUCUGUUGUCUCAGGACAUCCCUGAGGUUGAUACACCAUCCCAAGAGUUCCCUGAGGAGAGUGAUCUGCAGCUCCAGGAGGUCCCUGAGGAGGUUAAUCAGCAGUCCUGGGUGGUCCCUGAGGUCACUGACCAGCUGCCUCAAGAGGGCGUUCCCCAAACCCAGCAUCCAUCUAGUGAUCCAAACCCUCAGAGCCGGUCUCGAGCUCCCGACCAGAACUCACCCCUUCCACCAGCAACAUGUGAUUAAUCAUUUACUCGUUCAUGGUGUUACACUAUACCAGCCAUUUGAGCUAGCAACUUUUUCUGUUGGCUAACUCACCUGCCAGCAUAAGGCCUUGGAUCUCACCAGAGGUGUCUGAGGAAGCAGUCGUCUUAGCAUGAAGCAUACCUGUGUCAGAGCUGGGCUUGGUGAGGAGCCAAUUUCAGGUUCAAAGCAGCCAUUGACUCCUCACCAAGCCAUUAGACUUGAAUAGGAUUUUCUUCAAGGGGUGGGCUGGUCUAUCAUCACCCAGCCUCCCCUGAGCAUCCCAGGAAAUCCCAGAUUGUUCAAGGAAAUGCCUCUUAACUGCUGAAGACACCAUCCGGGGACAGUAAGUGCAAAAAAGUGCAAAAGGGGACUCCGAGGUCUCCACUCUUCUGAGGGAAUAUUCACAACUUCUCAAGGUACCCUUAGACCAUAUGUGCAUUCAGGGGGACUCUUGUCUUUGCUAGCACUCCUCAGGUGGGCCCAGGAUGGCUGUCUGAAAUCUCUGGGGGGGGAAAAAGAGUCCCCUUCCCAAACAAACAUCCGUCAUGGCCACUAAUCUUUAGACUGGGCUUAUGGGUAUUUUCAUAUCAUCCCCAAGUGCCCCCUCUGCCCCAGUCUGUUGCUCUGGGCAAUAGCUCUAUGGAAACAUAGGUAUUAGAUUGCUGUGAACAUUUCAGAGUAUUUACUUAAGAUGCUCUGGGGGUUCUUGGCUAGUCUGUGAAGCUGGGCCUCCUUUUGUUGUGGGGUUUUUUGGCUUAGGAGAUGCUGUAGUAGAGAAAAUCAGGUUGUAUUUUAAGCAAUCAGCACAGAUCAAUAUUGUACAGACAUGAGCAAAGAUAUAUAUAUAUAUACACACACACAUACACACACACAUAUAUAUAUUUCUGUAGUAGUGCCAGGGACAGACUGGCCAAAGACGAAACACUCCAGCGUCCCCAAGAGGUUUGUACUUAUAUCAUUGUGUCUUUAGGGCCAAGUGUGAUUGUGAAGCUUUUCCCAAAGAUCUGGGGAUGGGAAUGGGGGUGGGUAGGAGGGGGAAUGUGGUCAUUGGAGUGGGGGGCCGGAACAUUAUGAGUGCUCAAUAAAUAUGAAAUAAUGAGGAUGGUAGUGAUGGUGAUGUCCUUAUAAAUUCAAGAAUGAAUAUGAUUGGGCCAACCGAGUGGCUCAGUUGGUUAAGAGCGCAAGCUCUGAGCAACAGGGUUGCCGGUUCGAUUCCCACAUGGGA
Molecule: messenger RNA, 6089 nt
Organism: Hipposideros armiger (great roundleaf bat)
Lineage: Eukaryota; Metazoa; Chordata; Mammalia; Chiroptera; Hipposideridae
Gene: PPIP5K1
Product: diphosphoinositol pentakisphosphate kinase 1
Exons: 33
Coding region: 215-4864 (1549 amino acids)
Biological process (GO): inositol phosphate biosynthetic process; inositol metabolic process
Cellular component (GO): cytosol
Molecular function (GO): inositol hexakisphosphate kinase activity; 5-diphosphoinositol pentakisphosphate 1-kinase activity
Source: RefSeq, a predicted model, not a curated record